Molecule: messenger RNA, 591 nt
Organism: Suillus paluster
Lineage: Eukaryota; Fungi; Basidiomycota; Agaricomycetes; Boletales; Suillaceae
Exons: 3
Coding region: 1-591 (196 amino acids)
Source: RefSeq, a predicted model, not a curated record
AUGCCAGAUAACAAAGAUUGGAAUCUUCAAGACCAGAUCCUGUGGGAAGGCCUGUGUAGAAAUGGCCACAUUGGAGACUACACUGCAGGCUGGCGUUUGGUAGUGAGCCAGGUUGUUUUAGUCAGGACAACUGUCAAGGGUGUGUUGAAGGAUGCAGGGGGCAUAAUUUCAACCAUAACCAAGGUCCACAAGGGUCAGGAGAACCAAAGCAAGCAGCCUAUGGAUGUCAAUAUAGAUGGCAGUGAGGAGCCAUUCCAGUCAGAUGCAACCACUGAUAUAACUCACAUGUUCUACGUGGCAAGGUCACUUGAACAAUGGUUCAUCUGCAGUGAUCAUGCUGGGGAUCCUCCUGCUGAGCUUACUUUUGCCCCUAUGCACUUUAUGGAUUCCUCUCCUCCUCCUCCUCCUCCUCCUCCUCCUCCUGCCUCUGCCCCUUCCCAUGUUCCAGCUCGAUAUGGUACUGCCAAUGAGGCUAUAGUAGAUGAAAAGCUGCUACGUGUCUAUAAGGGUUUGGCUGCAUAUGUUAGGCAAAUGAAUUCCUUGAAGGGGUAUGUAUCAACUCUCAAGAACACCUUCUCUGCCCCCAAGUAG